GUUGUCGCGAGUAAGCUCCAGCGUGCAACUAUGACCCGAUAUACAAAGUACAAAAAUUUUAUAUCUUAUACGAAAAAUAAAAAUACGAGAAUUAAAAUUAGAAAAAUAUUUUAAAUAUGUAAAGUAAAAAAUUUCUUCAUUGACAGGAGGAUGUGGGGUUGCCAUACGAUCACGAACAAUGCACUAAAUUCUAAGACAAUUGUUAAUUUAUUAAAUAGUUGCUUUUUACUCAUAUCAUGAGAGUGAUGAAAUGUUUAAAAAAUAUUACUAUAAAUAUAAGGGAUUUUUUUUUAUUAUUAGUAAAAAUUAACAAACAAAAUAUAAUUAAAUACUAAUACCUCCCUUUUACUUUAUAUGUAUUUUUAAGUAGCAAUACUUAAAAAUCCGCAACGCAACACGAUCUUUUUUCGUUGACAAAAAUUUCUGUAGGGUAGAUCCAAGCCCCUGGUCAGAUCACUAACGUACACUUAUCUGUACAAGAAUUUCCUACCUGUUCUUAGAGUAAAGAUUUUGGCUUUAGACAUAGUCAUAGCUUCUCUAAUCUUACUACACGGCUGACUUGUUCGACAUAUUGUACUGUUUAUUCCUUGUGCAUUUUGUGUGUGCUUUAUUUCUCCGACUCGAUAAUAACAAAGGUAAUACCGGCCAUUAGACCGAUACAUAUUAUUUGUAAACUUAAACCUGCCGCAGUUUAUCUAUUCUGUUUUAUUUUCCUUCUCUAGCAAUUGGUUGUUAUUUUUACGGCCACUUGUGGCAGUGUUAUGUACAAGAGACUUGUACUGAAGACGUAAAUGUCCAGUAAACUUUCAGUCUGUACCCUCUUUAGUAAACACGAGAUAACCUUAGAACUAUCCUAUCAAGACUUCCUUAAGACCUGAUGACCACUGUGUAGUAAUGAUGUCACAACACGGUCAGUGGGUACGCUCUUUAGUGGACGCGACGUGACCUGAAAACUGUCGUACUAGGAGUGCAUGAAGACCCAAUAAAAAUGUAACUGUACAUGAGCAAUCUAACUGUAAUUUUAAAAUACCCCAGCAUGUUUAUCGUUUAUUAAAAACUUAUAACUAAACAGAUCAUAUGUAUUCGCGGUGUCCACAGUGCAUAGUAGAUCAAACAUGGCUACGAGCAAUACACAAGGUGAGAAUUUGCAUGUCUCCGACAACACCCAACAGCAGGUGACUCCACAUCAUGAAGAGCGUCCAGACUACUCCUAUGUUAUGAAUACCACACAGGAACCGUUGAUUGAACAAGAUGAGUUUCAGCAUGGUAUAGUCGGAGCGGGAGUUGUAAACACUGUGACUGAAGAAUUGGAAGCUAAUCAAAUAAUAUACUCUGAUGAGACAAAUGAGCUCUUAAGUCUGUAUGAGGAUUAUGUAAUGGAGAAACAGUCGACUAUAGAACCCACAGUUGUACAAGGAGUAACCACAUUUGGAAGUACUGAAUAUUCAACACCUGAUUCUGAACGAGUUCCGUAUAAUGAAGAUGAGGAGCGUAACGUCUUUAAAUCUGAGCACCAGAGGAGAAGAAUAUCAUGUGAUACAGUUUAUUCAUGUGAGGUAUGCAGUGAGACAUUCAACUCCUACAAUACACUGGAAUGCCAUAUGUCAGUCCAUAAUGAACAGGAAAUAUAUUCGUUUAAUGUAAAGCCAUACACUUGUGAUGUAUGUAGUAAAUGUUUUAAUAAAAAAUCAAUACUUCAACAGCAUUUGUUGAUACAUACUGGUGAGAAGCCAUAUAGUUGUGAUGUAUGUAAUAAAUGUUUUAAUAGAAAAUCAACAUUGAAACAGCAUUUGCUGAUACAUACUGGUGAUAAGCCAUAUGGUUGUGAUGUAUGUAAUAAAUGUUUUAACAGUAAAUCAAAAUUGCAACGGCAUUUGAUUAUACAUAGUGAUUUGCAAUAUAGUUGUGAUGUAUGUAAUAAAUGUUUUAACAAAAAGUCAUUAUUGCAACGGCAUUUGACUAUACAUACUGGUGAUAAGCCAUAUAGUUGUGACGUAUGUAAUAAAUGUUUUCACCAAAAAGGAAGUUUAACUCGACAUUAUUUAAUACAUACUGGUGAGAAGCCAUAUAGUUGUGAUAUAUGUAAUAAAUGUUUUACCACAAAGUCAUCAUUACAACAGCAUUUGCUUAUACAUACUGGUGACAAGCCAUAUAGUUGUGAUGUAUGUAAUAAAUGUUUUAACAAAAAGUCAUUAUUGCAACGGCAUUUGACUAUACAUACUGGUGAUAAGCCAUAUAGUUGUAGUGUAUGUACUAAAUGUUUUAGUCAGAAAACACAUUUAACGCGACAUGUUUUGAUACAUACUGGUGAGAAGCCAUAUAGUUGUGAUAUAUGUAAUAAAUGUUUUAACAAAAAGUCAUUAUUGCAACGGCAUUUGACUAUACAUACUGGUGAUAAGCGAUAUAGUUGUAAUGUAUGUAAUAAAUGUUUUAACAAAAAAUCAUCAUGGCAACAACAUUUGAUUAUACAUACUGGUGACAAGCCAUAUAGUUGUGAUAUAUGUAAUAAAUGUUUUAACAAAAAAUCAUCAUGGCAACAACAUUUGCUGAUACAUACUGGUGAUAAGCCAUAUAGUUGUGACGUAUGUAAUAAAUAUUUUAGACAGAAAGCACAUUUAGCACAACAUUUGUUGAUACAUACUGAUGAUAAGCCAUAUAGUUGUGACGUAUGUAAUAAAUGUUUUAAUGUGAAAGCAAAUUUAGCACAACAUUUAUUGAUACAUACUGGUGAUAAGCCAUAUAGUUGUGAUGUGUGUAAUAAAUGUUUUAGAAAGAAAGCAAAUUUAGCACAACAUUUGUUAAUACAUACUGGUGACAAGCCAUAUAUUUGUGACGUAUGUAAUAAAUGUUUUAAACAGAAAGCAAAGUUAACACAACAUUGUUUGAUACAUACUAGUGAUAAACCAUAUAGGUGUAAUGUAUGUUAUAAAUGUUUUAGACAGAAAGCAAAUUUAGCACAACAUUUGUCGAUACAUACUGAUGAUAAGCCAUAUAGGUGUGACGUAUGUAAUAAAUGUUUUAGAGUGAAAUCAAAUUUAGCACAACAUUUAUUGAUACAUACUGGUGAUAAGCCAUAUAGUUGUGAUGUGUGUAAUAAAUGUUUUACCAGAAAAACAACAUUGAAAAAGCAUUUGUUGAAACAUUGAUGACAAGCCGUAUUAAAUGUGUAAUACAUGUAAAUGUAUAUGUAAGUAUUUAUAAAACAAGAUAAUGUUCGGAGAUACAAACAGCAAUAAUUAUAAUAAUUUAUUUGUUCAAAUACGGGUGUUACAGAUGGUACAUUAUUAGAUUUUAUUAAAAUCUUCUUAUGUGAAUAUACUUUUAAUAUAAAUACUGAUACAAUGCCGUUAUUAUAGUCUCAUAUAUUACAAUGUCUUAAUCGUAAUAAUAAUAGAAUAAAAAUGAAAACAAUUAUUACAUCAAAAUUUGUCUUGUCUCUUGUGUCAUGGGAAUACAGUGCAGUAAUUUGUCGUUUGUUUCAUUUUUAAAACUAUUUGUCAUAUAUUCGUUUAAAGUGUAAUAUACUUUGUCAGUUAGUGUUUUCUUGGUUCUUUCUUAAAUAUAUGCGAGUGGUUAAUGUAUUUUAUAUAUUGGGGCAAUUUAUACUUUCAGACCCAUGCAUGCAUGUUACAUUUUGUGGCACGAAUAAUAUGACAAUGUCUUUUGCUGUUUAGCGUUUCAUAAUCUGUAAUAUUAAAUUCUAUUAAAAUUGCAGCUUCAUAGAUACAAAGAAAGGAAAUGUCGAAAUUUUUAAUUUCUUAAAAUAUGGCUUUCACAGCUCUGUUACAUGUAUACCACAUAUGGAACGAACACAUUUGGAAUACAGUGCAAUAAUUUGUUG
Messenger RNA from Galleria mellonella (greater wax moth), 3841 nucleotides. RefSeq names its product zinc finger protein 665-like. Bases 1116 to 3146 code for a protein of 676 amino acids. Gene Ontology annotation, biological process: regulation of DNA-templated transcription. The record is from RefSeq and is a predicted model, not a curated record. NCBI's taxonomy places the organism in Eukaryota, Metazoa, Arthropoda, Insecta, Lepidoptera, Pyralidae. Gene Ontology annotation, molecular function: RNA polymerase II cis-regulatory region sequence-specific DNA binding; DNA-binding transcription factor activity, RNA polymerase II-specific. The transcript has a single exon.